Leptonychotes weddellii (Weddell seal) is the source of this 855-nucleotide messenger RNA. Its product is annotated as olfactory receptor 7A10-like. Gene Ontology annotation, biological process: G protein-coupled receptor signaling pathway. The record is from RefSeq and is a predicted model, not a curated record. NCBI's taxonomy places the organism in Eukaryota, Metazoa, Chordata, Mammalia, Carnivora, Phocidae. Gene Ontology annotation, cellular component: membrane. Gene Ontology annotation, molecular function: G protein-coupled receptor activity; olfactory receptor activity.
AUGGGACCAGGCAAUGAUACCCAAAUUUCGGGAUUUCUUCUUCUGAGAUUAGCAAACAAACCAGAAAUGCAGCUCCCCAUAUUUGGGUUUUUUCUCUCCAUGUACCUAAUCACUGUGUUUGGAAACCUGCUCAUCAUCCUGGCUGUCAGCACAGACUCCAAUCUCCACAUACCCAUGUACUUCUUCCUCGCCAGCCUGUCCUUUGUAGACAUCUGUUUCACCUCUACCAUCAUCCCAAAGAUGCUGGUGAAUAUACAGACACAGAGCAAAGUUAUAACCUAUACAGGAUGUAUUAGCCAGAUCUGCUUUUCCUUACUCUUUGCAGGCUGGGACGACUUUCUCCUGGCUGUGAUGGCCUACGACUGGUUCGUGGCCAUCUGCCACCCCCUUCACUACACGGUCAUCAUGAACCCCUGGCUCUGUGGACUGCUGGUUCUGGUGUCCUGGAUCAUGAGUGUCCUGAAUUCCUUAUUACAGAGCUUAAUGUUGUUGCAGCUUUCCUUCUGUUCAGCUGUGGAAAUCCCCCACUUUUUUUGUGAACUCCAUCAGAUGACCCAACUUGCCUGUUCUGAUACCUUUCUUAAUGACACAGUGAUAUAUGUUUCAGCUGUGCUGCUGGCUGGUGGUCCCCUCGCUGGGAUCCUUUAUUCCUACUCUAAGAUUAUUUCCUCCAUAAGUAGAAUCUCAUCAGCUCAGGGCAAGUAUAAAGCAUUUUCCACUUGUGCAUCUCACCUCUCAGUUGUCUCCUUAUUUUAUUGUACAGUCCUGGGAGUGUACCUUAGCUCUGCAGCUACCCAGAGCUCUCAAGCAAGUACAGUAGCCUCAGUGAUGUACACGUUGGUCACACCCUGCUGA